Messenger RNA from Stomoxys calcitrans (stable fly), 3821 nucleotides. RefSeq lists its product as uncharacterized. The record is from RefSeq and is a predicted model, not a curated record. NCBI's taxonomy places the organism in Eukaryota, Metazoa, Arthropoda, Insecta, Diptera, Muscidae. Bases 291 to 3380 code for a protein of 1029 amino acids. The transcript has 8 exons.
AAAACGAAAUGUUAAAUGUUAUAAUUUCGUAUUUCGUCGAGUAGAGUCCGGUUGAUUUUCUAAAAAUAUUAAAAUGUCGCUAUGUUAAUUGAAAAUAAAUAAUAUACAAAGUUAAGCAUAUGUUCUAACAUGGAAAUGUGUUCCAAGUUGCAAGUGAAUUAAGUUACAAUUCACAAAAAAAUCGGUCUACAAAAGGUCUUAAGUGAAAAAGUGUAGUGAAUAAAAGAACUUCGAGCCUAAAAUAAAUCCCAAACACUUUAGUAUUAAGUAUUUCCCAGCUCUACUAUAAGAUGGUGGGGCGGGAAAUUGCUCCAACCGAAAUAGGCAAAUAUGCCAAAUUAAUUAAAGGCGCCCAAGAGGAAAUGGCUACUAUGGACGUUUUGGUAUGUGGCCGCUGCUUGAACGUGUUUCAUUUUAUAGAGGAUUUUAAACUUCACAAACAAAAAACUUGUUUUAAAGAAAACAACAAUGUUAGAGAGUGCAAUGAUACUAAACCCAAAAUUUGGGCAUUUCUCCUCUGGAAAGCUACCCAGUUACACAACAAUAAAGAUAACAACAUCACCAGCCCAAAUUCAUGGGCAUUAUAUCAGACUUGGGUUAAAAUGGAAGAGAGCCUUAGGGAGACGUGGAUUGUUGCUGGUAAAACCAUCCAAUCCUUUGCCAAAGUAUCACAGGGUAAUUUGCAAGAGAUGCCUGUAAAAAUAACAAAAACGGUGGUAAACAAUAAUGCGGAUGGAAUAUCUCCAGGAAGAAAGCCCCUAACACAAACCAAACCACAGGUUGCUAACCUUAAACCACCAGCUAAACUUAAUGUCAGCAACAAAUCAAAUGCUGACUCGGAAAAUGAAACUUCGCCAAUGAAAAGUCCUAUGGCGAAUAACGCUUUGCAAAAGAUUGUCAAAAAGCCUGCAACAGUGUCUCCACAACUACCAACGAAGCCCCCGGUGUCAUUAGCAGCGACACCAACAGCAACGCCAGCAUCAGCAACUGCCACACCAGCUGCAACAAAACCUUUAACGCGUCGCGCCAAACGUACUGUGCCCAAUUCUGAGGAUUUUAUUGAAGAAAAUGUCGAGAAAAUUGUGGCGAAACGUUUCAAUCCUCGUCGUCGAAUGCAUGAAUACUUGGUAAAAUGGGAAAAUCGUGCUUUAGAACAAAACACUUGGGAACCAGCAUCACACUUGGAAAAUGUUCCGCACCUAUUAGAAACUUUUGAAAAGCAAUUAGCCCGCCAAAAAGAGACAAGGGCGGCUCUACAAGCCAAACAGCAGGGUGGUACUACUGGACCGGUUGCUGUCAAUAAGCCAGGCGAAAUAAAAAUUAGUACCAAGGAUUCAUCAUCUCAGCAAUCUUCACCAUUAGAUACUCAGAAAGCGCAAAUAGCUUCGCCGUCUGAGAGACCUCAGCGUUCUUCAAAAACUAAGGCCAUGGACCAAGUUAAGCAGUGGGUAGCUGGCAACUCAACGUCUUCCGCCAAUUCCCCAAACUCGGAGGCGGCCUCCCAUCAAAACGAAAACGAUAAGGACUGGGCCAUGAACGCCAGUUCCGGAUCUAUUCAAAUGGGGGGCCCGAAACGUAAACUUGAUGACUCUGAUUACAAUGAUUCGAAUGCAGAAGAUAUGCCACCAAGCACGACCAACACCAUGGAGGAUCUAGAGGAAGAUCUUAUACCUUCGCACACACUCAAAAGAAUGAAAUAUGGCAAUUCCGUUUCGGUUGAAGUUAAAACCAAAACUGAAAUUCAGACUAAACAAAUAAAAGUCAACGGAACAGCGCCUGCUCGCGCUGAAAGCCAAACAACGUCGUCCCCUUCAUCAGCCGAAGUAAUAAUUACCCAAGACACAAAUGCUUCAGGCGUUGUUAAGAAACCAGGUUUCAGUGGCACAAGUGCAAACAAUAAACCUGAAGCACAAAUUCGGGUUCUUUCGAAAGGCGAAUCGGCCAUCUCUAACAGUGGUAUAAUUCGAGUAGGAAGUAACAACGAUAUCAAUUCUAUAUCCUCGCCCACGCCUUCUCCACAGACAACGCCUAUUGUGGAAAGCAGAUCACAACUGGUGACACGUAGUUCACAUGUGCGGACAGUAACAAAUAAUGCAGCUGGACGUUCAACGCCCACUCCUGCUAGACAAGUGGUACAACAACAAAUCGUUCGAACGCCCAGCGGCACAACAAUACAACGGAAAACUAUACCGGCUUCAAAUGCAUCUUCCAUCCAGCGGGGUCCUGGUGGUAUGUUACAAUCUCGUACAGUGACACAAACAUCACCUUCAUCCGGAAGAAUGAUUAUACCUAGACAUGGUAUGUCCAAUGCUCCAAGGAUCGGCCAACAAAAAGCCGUUACCCCAGAGCAAAAAAUACUGCAGCUCUCAAAAUCAGGUGACCUAAAAGUAACUAAGAAAGUCAUGACUCGUGAAGAUGUGGUCGCCCAUCGUCAACAACACCAGCAAUUGCAGCAGAGACAACGGCAGCAGUCUCAGGUGCACAUUCAAAAAGUUCAGCAAUUAUCUGGCCCAGCCCAGCGCAACACUCCCAUUACUCAAAGAAAACAAGUCGUACAACAGCAAGUGAUUCAUCAACAGCAACAACAACAAGAAGAGGAACAUCAAGCGCAGUUAUGUCCUAUAACAGGCAACAUCAUAGGACAGGAAGACCACCAGCAAAUACAGGCGCAAGUAGAUCAGCAGCAUCAAUUAUCCCUGCAACAGGAACAACAUCAGCAGCAGUUGCACGAUAUUGAUCCAAAUGUUCUACUUACACAAGAUCAAAUGCUUACUAACGAAGAUGGAACUCCUCUGUUAGUAACUGGCGAGGACGGCACUGUGUACCAGGUUGCUGGCAAAAACGUAGACGGUCAAACCAUAUUAGUUAGCCAAGGGCCAGAUGGUGAACAACAAUUUGCUUACGUUGCUGCCGCUGAGGGGGAAAAUGAAAAUCAAGUGUUGACUCUGGACAAUGCUGUAGCUGAGGCCGUUGCCCAGCUACCUGCUGAUCAACAAGCUGAAGCUUUGGCAGCCGCUGCAAAUGAACCUGGCAAUGGUGGUGGCCAGUACUUGGUCAAAACAACACAAGAAGAUGGCACAACUCAAGUUGUCACUAUGACGGAGGCUGAACUACAACAGCAUCAAGCAUUAGCAGCGGCUCAACAACAACAAAUGGCAGCGCAAGUUGCCAACGCUGCACCGGGAGCGACAAAUCAAUUAUGUAUUCAAACUGGCGAUGGCUCUGAUGGCCAAGAAGCCAACAUACCAGCUGAAGUGGUCCAAGCCGAACUGCCAUCACCGGGUGGAACCCGACGAGUUGUUUUACUACUUCAGGAUGGUACAUUUAUGAUGACUGAAAUGCACGACGACGAGUUUAAGGCUCUAAAUAUUGCGGCUUAAUUUCAUAGGAAUCUACAACAGAAAAGAGACAGUUCUUUGUGAAUCAUCACUUCUCAUUUCACUUUCCUUUCCAUACGUAUAUGAACAUAGAUGGAGUGUAAAAAAUUAUUUGGGGAGGUCAUUGCGAGUUAACGUAACUUUAUUUGCAGUAAUCAAAUGUAAACGUUUAUCUUCACUCAUACUUAAAAUAUUGUACAUUAUUUAAAUCCUCGUUUCGUUAAGUUGUUUUUUAUCAUUCUGUUUAAUGCACUAAGCUCAUGCAACAGGAUACAUUCAUUAGAAGAGUUUCAUAUUUUUAUCCAAUUUAAUGGAUAUACCAUAUAAUUGAUUGUCGGCUAUUGAUACGCAAACAAAAAGUAAACAACAUAGAAUUUAAAUUCGUUUUCUAAUUAAACUGAUUAUAAACAUAAAUAAAGAUAAAAACAUUAAUUUAUAGGCUAA